GGUAAAUUUUAUUUUCGACGCGGCAACACUGUUUACCAUUCAUCUCAAAUGGUCGGAAAACCGGCACUUUCGCGAAAUUUUAAGUAAAGAUUUUAAGCGAGAUUUCAAGUCAAAGGGAAGUGAUUUCCAUAUUUAUUGAAUCAGGUGAAAAGCCUCAACGUAAAAUAUCUACACAAUGUCGUUCCUUGCAAGAGCGCUUCUCAGAAAUGUGCCUACCUUAUGCCAACGCAUGGGUCGUCAGCAGAUAACCGCUGGACGGCUGUUACAUCAAACUGCACCACUGUUGACUGUCAAAGUACAACAACCUGCGCCGGAUUUCAAAGGAUUGGCCGUUGUGGGCAAUGACUUUCAAGAGAUACAACUCGCAGACUUUAGAGGAAAAUAUUUGGUGUUGUUCUUUUAUCCCUUAGAUUUCACCUUUGUCUGCCCAACUGAGAUCAUUGCAUUUAGUGAACGCAUUGACGAGUUCAAGAAUUUAAACGCAGAAGUUGUUGGUGUAUCCGUUGAUUCACAUUUUAGUCACCUGGUUUGGUGCAACACGGCCCGCAAAGAUGGUGGCCUUGGUGGCCUUAGUUAUCCACUUCUCUCCGACAUAACUAAAAAGAUUUCAAAUGAUUAUGACGUGCUGCUCGAGAACGCAGGCAUUUCUCUGCGCGGUACCUUCAUUAUCGAUCCCAACGGCAUCGUGCGUCAAUUCUCUAUAAAUGAUUUACCGGUUGGUCGAUCUGUGGACGAAGUGCUGCGUCUUAUCAAGGCAUUCCAAUUUGUCGAGGAGCAUGGCGAGGUGUGCCCGGCUAAUUGGCAUCCAGAGAAGAACCCAGAUACAAUCAAACCGGACGUUGCCGAUUCAAAAGAAUACUUCCAAAAGCACGGAUAAGCACUUUACUUAGAAUACAUUUUAAAAUCUAGAAUUUAUAGAUUUUGUUGGCAUGAAAAGAAAGUAAAGAAAUAUCAAAGAAUCGAAACCAACUUUA
Rhagoletis pomonella (apple maggot) is the source of this 974-nucleotide messenger RNA. Its product is annotated as peroxiredoxin-2. Lineage: Eukaryota; Metazoa; Arthropoda; Insecta; Diptera; Tephritidae. The record is from RefSeq and is a predicted model, not a curated record. The transcript has 4 exons. Gene Ontology annotation, biological process: hydrogen peroxide catabolic process; cellular response to stress; cell redox homeostasis. Gene Ontology annotation, cellular component: cytosol; mitochondrion. Bases 176 to 877 code for a protein of 233 amino acids. Gene Ontology annotation, molecular function: thioredoxin peroxidase activity.